GAGGGCCAGCGGAGCGUCAUUCAAUCAAUCGAAAGAUGCUAACUAUAGACUCCAAGUGAAACAUGCUCUACGAUGUAAGUAGUAAGUAAAUCCAACGCCGACAUGGUUGGCGUGAUUGACACGAUUCACAUGAUUCACGUGUGUCUAUAGAAUUACUAUCCAGACAGGCGGACGGUCCUCCCUGGGUAAAUAUUACAACACGCUAUUUCGGUGCUGUAUCCUUGUAGCUACAAGGCUCCCUAGUACCCAGCAACCACUCAACCCAAUACUCUCUCGAACAUAAUUACUCUUUCUGCGAGCAUAACUUUGAUUAUUGACGACGUUGAUUUCGUGGCUGAGACUUUCAACAAGUAAAGAAAGACAAAAAUUAAUAAUAACACAAUAGAUACAAUUACUUUUACUAUUCUCCCCUUAUUUUAUGAUCACAUAUUACUCAACCGCAUCCAUGAGGCAUGUCUUCGAGCUCUGCAUAUCACCAUGAAUCAAAUCCACCAGACUCUCCUGUGGAUGAUGCGGAUUCCGACCUUGAGCUGGACUUGCAGGAACUGGAUCCAAUAACUUCUCCUACUUCAAAAUCAUCCAAUUCUUCUUCACACAAUCAACAGAAAUCCAGUAAAGAACGACGGGGUCCGAAUAUACCCUUAAGAAAUCUGCGUAUGGGUGGUCUGCGAAAUUUUGCCAGAAAUAGAGGUUAUGGUGAUUUGGGAAGAAACAGGGAUGUCGAUACAGAGAGUGAAGAUCUGCGAGGUUUAUUAAAUGACGAUUUGGGAGGGGAUGGGAUGGGGAGGAUGUCGGGAGGAAGUGAGAAUGCCGUGGACGACGAUGCACCUUUAUUACCAGGAGAUGGAAGUGGAAGUGGAAGUGCGAGAUCUCGAGGAGGACGUCGGUCAAGCUUCGACAGAGUAAAGAAUAUAUCAUCACAAAUACGGCUUCCAAGCUUCUUGUCAGGAAACAACCCAUCGCAGCCACAACCAGAAGAAGGCGAAGAACAAGACGACGAACAUGAUCCAGCUUCAUCGAGAACAGUACAAGUUGGUGCCACGCAAACUUCACGAUUUCCUCCCAAUGCCGUUUCGAAUGCAAAAUAUACCCCGAUUAGCUUUUUACCACGAACUCUGUAUAACGAAUUUUCUUUCUUUUUCAACAUGUACUUUUUACUUGUCGCUUUAUCUCAAGCGAUACCACCUUUGCGAAUUGGAUACCUCUCAACAUAUAUUGUGCCUUUAGUGUUUGUUUUGGCGAUCACCCUCGGGAAGGAGGCUUUUGAUGAUAUUGGAAGACGAAGACGAGAUUCCGAAGCGAAUUCCGAGGGAUACACUGUCUUAUGUUUCGAUAAACCUUCACAAGCGGACACGGAUAAAUAUAGUGCAAGGAAGAAGUUAAAGUCCAAGGGGAAAGCAAAAAAGGGAAAGCUUUUAACCCAACCGGAUCGCUUAUCAGAUAUACAAGAAGAAGAGGAAGAUACCCAAGGUCAAGGACGAGAUGCACCAAGUUCAAGCGUUCGUGAGGUGGUCCGAAAAUCUAGAGAUUUGAAAGUUGGAGAUGUAUUGAAAUUAGGAAAGGAUCAAAGAGUUCCUGCAGAUGUCGUUAUUCUGAAGAGUACAGCCAAUGAAUCCUCAGCUGCGGUAUCACAUGAACCUGCAGUGACCAAUAUUAUUGAACCAUCCGAGUCUUUACUGGUAGAUCCAAUAUCUGAUCCUUCAAUCGAUCAGUCUACAGCCACCACUUCAGAAUCUCGAGGGUCAACUUCUCAACUUGGAAAUACACCCUCAGCAGAUGCAGCCGGCGCAGGUGAAACCUUUAUCCGAACAGAUCAAUUGGAUGGUGAGACAGACUGGAAAUUGAGAUUAGGCUCUCCUUUAACACAAUCUCUUGACCCUUCUGAAUUUAUACGUCUUCGUGUUGUAGCUGGGAAACCCGAUAAAAAGGUCAAUGAAUUCAUUGGUACCGUUAGUCUCCUUCCCAAAGGUGCUAGUGAGUAUGACCCACAUUUGCCGAAAGGGGGAGCGGACCCUGAUGAUAAUGAGGGGGAUUCAGCACCAUUGACGAUUGACAAUACUGCUUGGGCCAAUACUGUUCUUGCUUCAAGUGCUACCACUUUGGCAGUAAUCGUUUAUACUGGACCUCAAACUAGAUCAGCUCUUUCUACUUCUCCAUCUCGAUCGAAAACCGGUCUUCUUGAGAAUGAAAUCAACUCCCUUACUAAAAUUCUUUGCGCAUUGACACUUACAUUAUCUGUUGUUCUUGUUGCACUAGAAGGGUUUGAGCACGUUGAGGGAGUCAAAUGGUAUGUGAAAAUCAUGAGAUUUCUAGUAUUGUUUUCCACAAUUGUACCCAUCAGUCUUCGUGUCAAUCUGGAUAUGGGGAAGAGUGUUUACUCUUGGUUCAUUCAACGAGAUCCAGGAAUUGAAGGAGCUGUUGUUCGUACAAGUACUAUACCCGAGGAACUUGGUCGAAUUGAAUAUCUACUCAGCGACAAAACUGGAACACUCACGCAAAAUGAAAUGGAAAUGAAGAAAAUCCAUGUUGGAACUGUCUCGUAUGCAAAUGAAGCAAUGGAUGAAGUUGCCUCCUAUGUCAAGCAAGGAUUCUCAGUCCCUGUAGAUGCCAAUCAAUCUUCAAUACUUGUCACACCUUCAUCUGUCGCUUCAAAUACUAUUACCGCCACUCGGACCCGAAGAGAGAUUGGGUCGAGAGUACGUGAUGUAGUUCUCGCUCUUGCUCUUUGUCAUAAUGUCACCCCUACUAUUGAAGAAAUAAAUGGCCAAGAUGUAACAUCUUAUCAAGCCUCUUCACCUGAUGAGAUUGCAAUCGUUAAAUGGACCGAAGCUGUCGGAUUGCGGUUGAUUCAUCGUGAUAGGAAAGGGAUGCUAUUACAAUCAGUCGAUACCGGUCGCUCAGUCGUUCGUGUUCGUAUUCUUGAAGUUUUCCCCUUUACCUCUGAAGGAAAACGUAUGGGAAUCAUUGUUCAAUUCCUUGAUGGUUCUGAAACAUCCUCGAGCAGUAAUCUCGAAGCUGGAGAGAUUUGGUUCUAUCAAAAAGGUGCAGAUACUGUUAUGACUUCAAUUGUCGCUGCAAAUGAUUGGCUUGAUGAGGAAACUGCAAAUAUGGCAAGAGAAGGUCUUCGCACUUUGGUUGUUGGACGAAAGAAGAUGUCUGUUCAAAACUACAAGGACUUUUCGCAAAGCUAUAAGGAGGCUUCAGUUUCUAUUAAUAAUCGAGAUGCCGGUAUGGCUCGUGUGGUUUCACAUUUCCUCGAGAAGGACCUUGAGCUUUUAGGUGUCACUGGUGUUGAGGAUAAACUUCAAAAGGAUGUCAAGCCUUCGCUGGAAUUACUACGAAACGCAGGUAUCAAGAUUUGGAUGUUGACUGGUGAUAAAGUCGAAACUGCUCGAUGCGUUGCUGUCAGCGCCAAAUUGGUAGCAAGAGGUCAAUACAUACAUACCAUCGAUAAGCUUAGGAGAAAGGAUAAUGCUCAGGAUCAUCUCGACUUUCUUCGUGGCAAAACUGAUGCUUGUCUCUUAAUCGAUGGUGAGAGUCUAGCUUUACUUUUAACACACUUUCGAACCGAAUUUAUAUCUUUGGCAGUGCUUCUUCCAGCUGUCGUUGCAUGCCGAUGUUCACCAACUCAAAAAGCCGAUGUCGCAAAACUCAUUCGAGAAUAUACCAAAAAACGUGUUUGUUGUAUCGGAGAUGGAGGAAAUGAUGUUUCCAUGAUCCAAGCUGCGGAUGUGGGUGUAGGUAUAGUUGGAAAAGAAGGAAGACAAGCUUCUCUCGCUGCGGAUUUCUCGAUCGAACAAUUCUGUCAUCUCACCAAACUUCUCGUUUGGCAUGGACGGAAUAGUUACAAACGAAGUGCUAAACUGGCCCAGUUUGUAAUUCAUAGAGGUCUCAUCAUUAGUGUGGCUCAAACAAUGUAUAGCAUUGCUAUAAAAUUCGAACCGGAAGGACUAUACAAAGAUUGGUUGCUCGUCGGUUACGCAACUGUUUAUACGAUGGCACCAGUCUUUUCUCUGGUUCUUGAUAAAGAUGUCGACGAAGAUCUCGCCAAUCUUUACCCGGAACUUUAUAAAGAACUUACAUCUGGCUCAUCACUUUCCUACCGAACAUUUUUUGUUUGGGUCUUUGUUUCCAUCUACCAAGGUGGAAUGAUCCAGGGUCUUUCUCAAAUUCUCACAGAAGUCGAUGGACCAAGAAUGGUGGCUGUUAGUUUCACAGUGUUGGUAUUGAAUGAACUCACGAUGGUGGCUUUCGAAAUAACAACAUGGCAUCCGGUUAUGAUAGUGAGUCUGAUUGGGACAGGUUUGCUGUAUUUAGGAAGUAUUCCAUUCUUGGGAGGAUAUUUUGACUUGUCGUUCGUUGUUACUUGGGGUUUUGUAUGGAGAGUUGCAGCUAUCUCGGCGAUUUCACUUAUUCCACCGUAUGCUGGGAAAUUGAUUAGGAGAACGAUCAAACCACCUAGUUACAGGAAGGUGCAGGGGAUUUGAGGAGUCGAUAGGUGAGGAUGGAGAAAGGAAUUUGUGUGUAGAAUGGCGGAUGGGAAAUGAAUGAUUUGAUCGUAUGCAUGCAUAGCAAUGGCGUUUUGGAAUAUGCUAGGAAGAUAGAAACAAUGACUUGAAUGUACGGCAGUCGGAUUCUAUUCAAACUUACCAAUGUCACCUUCAGAAACGGAAUAGUUGCCCCGUGCUCCGUCGGGCCAUCCCAUCGUGAAUAUAACGGGUAAAAGAUGACAGGUACUAUGGCAAAGGUAGAAUCUUACUUCUCAAACUGGUAGAGGUUGAUAGAGGUAUGUGAUUUACAAUCUGAUCCAAUUGCAUUGGCUGAAUUAUCCAUCGGCCAAAUUCUGAAAGAUAUCCGAUGGCAGUUGUAGGUGAGGUCUUGUGGUUGUGCGCCAGUCGCGAUUUUCCAUGAGGAGGGUGUAGUAAAAUCCAUUACAUCUCUUAUAAUUUCCAAUCCAAUUUCUUACUUUAUAUCAUAUUCCAUGAACUUUCCAGCUUCCAGCUGACUUUACUCUCCGAUCAAGUUCUAUCGAAAACCUUACUCUUUUCAAUAUUUUCGAAGAAUCAAAUGCCUCUACUUUAUCGAUUUUUCAUUCAACGCCAAUCUAGUAUAAAUACUUUAAUGUUACUUGGAUUUUUUGUAUCAGUGAUGAUUUGUAUGGUGAAAAGGAUAAUAAACGGUAAUGGUUGGCUUACACAACAUCACAAAUACGGAAAAUUUAGCGAGGUGUGCCUUUUAUGUAUAGGUAUAUUGGGGACUCAUCUGGAGGAUAAUUCAAAGUUUAUUCUGAGUAUUAAAGAAGGGAAAGCCAAUCUUGAAGGAUGGGAGAUGAUGUGGGUGGGUGGUGCAUGAAUUCUAGGCACUUAUUUGAGUGAAAGCUGUUAUGGAGGUUGUACCUUCCUUACGCAUCCCCCACAAUUCCAACUCCUUCAAUUCUUCGCCUACAUCUGUCUAUCCCGAUUUCUGUAUAUCCAAGAAACAGAAAUAUUCUUUCGUGUAUCAUUCGUUGGCGCGUACAUCCUGAUACGUCACGCUUCCUUCCCAGGAUGAUCGAUGACCCCAUUAAGCUCCCACCCAAACCCUAACCGCUUCGAUCAGGAUCUCCAAGGUCUUCGAAUACCUCUUACUUACUACCCUACUGAGUGCUGGACUCGUUCACUCAUACGCUAAGAUCUAACAAACACAUAAUUAUGCCUUCGUCACCUGACGUACAGAUCUACUCACCCUAACAUAUCUAGCCCCAAUUUCAGUCGCGCGUAUUAGGACUCAAGAGUUCUAGUGUGGAUUUCCUUCUGGGCUGGAUAGAUUGGAUAUAUAUACAACGGUCUCUAUCCUGCACUGGAAAACAUUUUCACCAGCAUCGAACAUCUCAUUUGAAGAACCUCAAACUUCAAAUAUCUCACCUCGUCGAUCUGAAGAACCUCAAACUUCAGAUAUCUCACCUCAUCGACUUCGAUACUUCCUCUCCACUCACCCCUCAAGACUUUAUACUCUCUACCAGAAGAGCAUCCAUCGAACCAACAUGGACAGCCCCAAGGCUUCAAACAAGUCUAGUCCAGGAGCUGAUGCUGGAGCUACUUCCUCUGAUGUCGUCAACAAUGGGCAAAGAGCAACGGAUCUCGGCGGCGUCGUUGUCGGUAUCGCUCAGCGACCCGUCAUUCAUUGCACUGAAGAGGGCUUUGGGGGUCUCUUGAGUGACUUUGUCAGAGGUGCAGAUAUGAAAACGCAGAUCUCGAACAUCAAAGAGAGACGUGCUGGCUCAGCAUAGUUUUGAAUUAAGAGAACCAACGUUUUUUUUUUUGGAAAAACAAAAUUAAAAAAAGUGGAAAAAAACAUUUCUCGUUUCGCUUUACCCAUGUGCCGGUAACGCCAUAAUAAUCUCUUGGGCUUGAGAUCUUGGGAACAUGUAGAUAGAAAAUGGACACGAGUUAUAAUAUAUUGAGUCCUUGAUAGUGACAAUGAGUGCAUAUGUAUGAUAUUUCGAGCAUCACGUAGAAUCAUUUGUCAUUCUCCCUCGUCCUGUUUGACCCGUUAUUGUUGUUCGGUGCCCGAAUGUAGACUCGAUAAUUUGUAGCUUCGUUCGCAUGGUCAACUCGCAGAACUGUCUUGAUACCAUCAUCAGUAAUGUGCUCAUUAGUAGGAUCAAUUUUCUUUUCCUCAAAUGACUCUCCGAAGAAGCCCAGCUCGCAUUGCAUCUAGAUCUAGGCCUGUAAGUCGAAGUGACAUGGUUUCUGAUGAGUGAGAGACAAUUUGACACUUCUACCCGAAUCUUAGAGUCGAAAGUUGGACCA
This is a messenger RNA of Botrytis cinerea B05.10, 6791 nucleotides long. RefSeq names its product Bcneo1 (gene Bcneo1). The transcript has 3 exons. The record is from RefSeq and is a predicted model, not a curated record. Gene Ontology annotation, biological process: phospholipid translocation; retrograde vesicle-mediated transport, Golgi to endoplasmic reticulum; endocytosis. The coding region runs from base 453 to 4487 and encodes 1344 amino acids. Gene Ontology annotation, molecular function: ATPase-coupled intramembrane lipid carrier activity; magnesium ion binding; ATP hydrolysis activity. Gene Ontology annotation, cellular component: trans-Golgi network; endosome; plasma membrane. NCBI's taxonomy places the organism in Eukaryota, Fungi, Ascomycota, Leotiomycetes, Helotiales, Sclerotiniaceae.